This is a messenger RNA of Mus musculus (house mouse), 6256 nucleotides long. RefSeq names its product glutaminase (gene Gls). Lineage: Eukaryota; Metazoa; Chordata; Mammalia; Rodentia; Muridae. The transcript is spliced from 15 exons. The record is from RefSeq and is a predicted model, not a curated record. Gene Ontology annotation, molecular function: glutaminase activity. Bases 2018 to 3712 code for a protein of 564 amino acids. Gene Ontology annotation, biological process: L-glutamine metabolic process; protein homotetramerization; negative regulation of L-glutamine biosynthetic process. Gene Ontology annotation, cellular component: mitochondrial matrix; mitochondrion; synapse.
UCUUUACUUUUAUCUUUUUCUUUUUCUAUUCUUGUCUGUUUGCAUGCAUGCACAUAUGUGCAGCUCACUUUCCUCUGUGUGGAGGUCAGAGGUUCUAAAAUUCACCAAUUCAGCUAGCGUGACUAGCUCUGAGUCCUAGGGACUUGUCUCCACUCCAGGCAUGGUUUGUAGGUAAGUGCCUGAGGUCGGACCUGCAGAUCCUCAUGCUUGAGCAGGGAGCCCUUCUACCCACUGAGUCAUAUCCUAAGUUCCUAAUUGUUAAAUAUACUAGAAAGUGUUUAAACCUUUAAUCAUCAGAAGUCAUUUCAUUGAGCAAUGGAAGAAACUAGGAAGAACUGGCAUGAAAACGUUGACUGGAUUGGUGAGUAGUCUGGAUGGGGUUGAGAAAAAAGAGAAAAGAGGCAGUAAAAACAGAUAACUAGUUUGUAAGAAACUGAACAACACUAAGGUUUGAAAGCAACCCAUAAGUUAGAAAGACAAAGUUAGAUAUUAUUAAGGGUAACAUUUGCUAUCUCUCCCCUAGAAUGUAUUGUUUUUCCUAAAUAUAUAACUUUGAUUCACUAAUAUUAAUAUUUUUGACAAACUAACCUUAAGCAAUAAUAAAAGCCACCCAAGUAAUAUAAAAUUCUGGCUUUUUUUCCCCCCACAAGGUCAUUUCCUUCACACUUUUUAUUUUUAUCUAAAGAGCAGGUUGAAAACAAAACAAAAACUUGAGCAUGACAAGCCUGUAGGCACAGUCAGAUUCUUUGGUUACUAAUCUCGUUCAACAUGUACAGAUUGAUUGGAUUACUAAAUCUGGUGAAUUACAUAUCCUGCUAACUUUGGUGAAUCUAUGCAUUUAAGCCUAUCUGUUUCAGGAAAUGGUUUAAAAAGCGGUUUUAGUCCUGAGUGGUAUAUGUGUGCAGACUCAGGAAACAUAUGAUGCACACACAUCUAAAAGGAUACAUGGAUGAGGUGAUGCUGUGCUGAAACAGUUUUGAGACAUGGUAUUCAGAUGCUUCUAUUUUAAAAUGGCUUUUAAAAUAGAAAAAGGAUCUGCAGUAUUUUGCUUUCAAGUCAACUGGUACUAAUGAAAUAAUCGCCGUUCAAAAGAUUUGGAGAAAUCUUGUAGAAGAUAGAAGAGAUCCACCCUUACUCUGGCUUUUUCUCUAUUCUUCGUUGUUCCUACGCUCAAACGUUCUAAAUGUCUUAAGUUGCAUAGCUGAAAGGAUUUUGCUCAUUUUUUCCAAAACAUUUCGCUUCUGGGCAGUAGCCAACCAUGGAAAGUUUUAAGCACAUUUGGGAGAGGGAUGAAGCUAGUCAGGGCGGCCUUGGCAGAACCGAUGCCUUCAGAGGGGCGGACACAUUCCCCUAACCGAGGGGGCGAGCAGUAGGUUUGGACCAGACGAUCUGCCACCGCCAGCCUCCCUCCAGCCUUGGGCGGCCUGAACAGGCGCACUCCAGCUUCCUCAAUAGCUGGAGGACGUGCUUCCCUGGAGCGCACCUGCCUGGUGAAUGGCCAGACUCCGGAGCUACGGGUCCUCGCCCAGCUUGGCCUCAGGUGGCCCGAGGCAAGGGGGAAGAGCGGUCGGCGGGGCUGACACACGUCAGUCGUCCUUCUCCCCGCCCUCCAGGACCCAGCGGGACUGCGUACGGGCGCGGAGACAAAUUUGACCGAUUCUCUAGCCAAUCAGAAGAGAGGUCGGCAGGCUGAGCCAAUGGAAGAGCUUGCAGGGGGCAGGCCGUCAGCGUCCUCCCGCCCCCGGUUGGUGAGCCUGGUAUGUCUCCAGCCCUCCCUUGAGCGUCAGUCUCAGUGCGGAGCUCGCGGCGGCCAGAGCAACUUCGGCUGGCUGCAGGCUGGGCGGCGGCGGCGGCGAGGGCGGCGGCGUUGGCGGCGGGAGCGGCGGAGCUGGGGCCACACCCCGUCCCGGACUUUUUCUCUUUCCAGUCCUCUCCCCGCCGUGCGGGACACGGUUCCGGGAGCAGAGCGGCCGCCCACGCCCCAAGCAUCCUCAUCUGACGAGCGGGCGCCGGCGGUAUGAUGCGGCUGCGAGGCUCGGCGAUGCUACGGGAGCUGCUCUUAAGGCCGCCCGCCGCCGUCGGAGCCGUCCUGCGGCGCGCGCAGCCCCUCGGCACGCUGUGCCGGCGCCCCCGGGGCGGGAGCCGGCCGACCGCUGGCCUGGUGGCCGCUGCGCGACUCCACCCGUGGUGGGGCGGGGGCGGCCGCGCGAAGGGCCCCGGCGCGGGCGGCCUGUCCAGUUCGCCCUCGGAGAUCCUACAGGAGCUGGGGAAGGGGGGUACGCCGCCACAGCAGCAGCAGCAGCAGCAGCAGCAGCCAGGGGCGUCGCCACCCGCAGCCCCGGGCCCCAAGGACAGCCCGGGGGAGACCGACGCGUUCGGCAACAGCGAGGGCAAGGAGAUGGUGGCCGCGGGCGACAAUAAAAUAAAACAGGGUCUGUUACCUAGCUUGGAAGAUUUGCUGUUCUAUACAAUUGCAGAAGGACAAGAAAAGAUACCUGUUCACAAGUUUAUUACAGCACUCAAAUCUACAGGAUUGCGAACAUCUGAUCCCAGGUUGAAAGAGUGUAUGGAUAUGUUAAGAUUAACUCUUCAGACAACGUCAGAUGGUGUCAUGCUAGACAAAGAUCUUUUUAAAAAGUGUGUUCAAAGCAACAUUGUUUUGUUGACACAAGCAUUUAGAAGAAAGUUUGUCAUUCCUGACUUUAUGUCUUUUACCUCACACAUCGAUGAGUUAUAUGAAAGUGCUAAAAAGCAGUCUGGAGGGAAGGUUGCUGAUUAUAUUCCUCAGCUGGCCAAAUUCAGUCCUGAUUUGUGGGGUGUAUCUGUCUGUACUGUAGAUGGGCAAAGGCAUUCUAUUGGAGAUACCAAAGUUCCUUUUUGUCUUCAGUCCUGUGUAAAACCCCUGAAAUAUGCAAUUGCUGUUAAUGACCUGGGAACUGAGUAUGUACAUCGCUAUGUUGGGAAGGAGCCAAGUGGAUUAAGAUUCAACAAACUCUUUUUGAAUGAAGAUGAUAAACCACAUAAUCCUAUGGUAAAUGCUGGAGCAAUUGUUGUGACUUCUCUAAUAAAGCAAGGAGUAAAUAAUGCUGAGAAGUUUGACUACGUGAUGCAAUUUUUGAAUAAGAUGGCUGGUAAUGAAUAUGUUGGAUUCAGUAAUGCAACGUUUCAGUCUGAACGAGAAAGUGGAGAUCGAAAUUUUGCAAUAGGAUAUUACUUAAAAGAAAAGAAGUGUUUUCCAGAAGGCACAGACAUGGUUGGGAUACUAGAUUUUUACUUCCAGCUGUGCUCUAUUGAAGUGACAUGUGAAUCAGCAAGUGUGAUGGCUGCCACCUUGGCUAAUGGUGGUUUCUGCCCAAUUACUGGUGAAAGAGUCCUCAGUCCUGAGGCAGUUCGGAAUACACUGAGCUUGAUGCAUUCUUGUGGCAUGUAUGACUUCUCAGGGCAGUUUGCGUUCCAUGUUGGUCUUCCUGCAAAAUCUGGAGUUGCUGGGGGUAUUCUUUUAGUUGUCCCCAACGUCAUGGGCAUGAUGUGUUGGUCUCCUCCUCUUGACAAGAUGGGCAACAGUGUUAAGGGAAUUCACUUUUGUCACGAUCUUGUUUCUCUGUGUAACUUCCAUAACUAUGAUAAUUUGAGACACUUUGCAAAAAAACUUGAUCCUCGGAGAGAAGGAGGUGAUCAAAGGCUUGGACCUUUCAUCACUCAAGUGCACUAAUAAAUUGUGUAUGUUGCUUGAACAACUAGCAUUCCUUUGGACCAUUGGACUAUGAGAGUCUCCAGCAAGAACUUGCUUUAAAAGACACAGUAUGGAAAAAAGUGUCACCUGAGUCAAGUGACGACACCUCUACAACUGUAGUAUAUAGAAUGGAGAGUCUGGGGGAGAGGAGCUAGAGAUGGGCUCUAGCUACAGAACAGAACGAUUCUCCUUUUAACAUCGGAAACAUCUUUAGGCUUUUGUUUCUUGUUUAUCUUUCCAAACUAAGUAUUUAUUCAAGUAUUCUAUUGUUAUCAGUUUUGGGUACUGGAGCCAUAAAUUUAAAAAAAGGUUCUGUUUUGGUUUGGUUUUUUUUCGCUUGUAAUCUUUGUAUAAAAAACAUUUGUUAUUUUUUAAAAGAGCAUUUACAAAUAAAGCAAAUUUGCUUUAUUUUUUAAAACUUUUUUAAAAAAUGCAAUUUCCUUAAUUACAUUAAAAAUUUAACUAUAAAAUUUGGUAACCACAUUGUUUUUCUUAGUUCUGAAGCCUGCAUAUUAAACUGAGGCGUAUUGUUGGAUUUGUCUUUUCCUUUCCAGUUUUAUAAUUGAUAGGCUAUAUUGGUAGUGACAGAAAGUACUUCCAUGCUAAAUAUAAAACUAAAAAGGCAAAGUAAUCAAAAUUAUUUAAAAGAGUACUAGAUUAUAAAAUUAGCUUUAGUUUACACAUAUGCCAGUUAUAGCGGUAGAUUGGCUUUGAAUAUUUAAAAUGCAAAUACUUUUAAAUAUGUCUUUUUUUUUGUUUGAAAAGUUCUGUCCUGUCAGAAUCACAAUGUAUUAGGAAUGUUUCACAUCACUGAAACACUCCAGCCAAAGAAUUGCAGAUGUGUGAGAAUGGCAUGCCCUGUUAUUUAAAAGCUACAAUGGUUAGUUGCUCAGAAAAAGAGUCAAUAACUAUCUUCAAAAUGGAUUGUAUUUUCAUAUUCUUCAUGUAAUUUUUUUGUUGUAUUUAAGUAUGAACGGUAAAUUUUGCUUUUUUAGCUUUUAGUAAUUUUAUUAUGUUUCAUAAGUGCUAAUGAAUAUUUUGUGAUAAUUAUAACAUCUCAUAAAUUUUGUUCUUUUUGAACUUUUAUUAGCAUACUUAUGAAAUGAAUAUAGUUUGAAGGUGUUAAGUAUACAACUAAAAUAUUUGUUGAAUUGGAAUGCUUCUGUUUAUUUUUAAAAUGCAAUAUUGAGAAUCAAAACUUUUUUCAAGAGAAUCAUAGGUUCCAUUUUAUCUCGUCAUAAACAGAUAUACAUAUUUUUAGAAUCUAUCUUGGCAAAAUGAUACUAAUGUUCUGCAGGAUUUAUUUACAUGUCUUCCUUCGUGUAUUUUGUUUUUCUCACAAUUUCAAGUUUGGUUUUUCAAAUUCACUUUUAAACUUGUAAAUUUUGGGCAAGUGGUUGAGAAUGAAAGCCUUAUUGCUUUUUAAAUUAUGGCACAUGUAUAGUAGAGCAGAUUCUGUAACUAAAGAAAGUGCGGGAAAAAUAGUUCACUGAUAGGCUAAGUAAGAUACAGGAAAGUCCUGAUGGUCUGAUUUGAAACUGGGAACUCUGAUAUUAAGAAAAGGGUUCUUCUCAGAAGUUCGACCUUAAAGCCUUUGGGCUAACUUAAGUAUUACUAUUUGUAUUUAAAUAAUUACAUGGUGGGUUUUAGAAAGGCUGGCUGUCCUGCCCCUUUGGUGUUCAUAUGCAUUCCCCAGCCUGAUGCUUUAAAAGCCUUGCCACUGCCCUGCUUGUGGACACUAAUCAUCUCUUUUUCUUGUAUCCAGAGUGACUGUGAUUCAGGUAAUUGAGCACCAUGAUUGGAAAAAAGAUUUUAGGUUUAUUUCCCCUCCAUUUUUAUGUGUACAUUUUGUUGUUUCAUUCAGAAGUUGGAUUUACUUUACAAAAUGACUUAAUUUUCAUAUUGUGGUCAUGUUUGUGUAAACUUCAAACUAUUUUGUUAAUUUUUGGCACUUCCUAUAUAUAAUUCUAGUAAUGCUUGAAUGUACACUUAAAUAUGAAGUAGGAUUAAGUCAGCUGCUGUGUUUAAAGAAUGCUGUUAAGAACAAGCAUUCAAAACUGUAUAGGAAGGUAUUAGCUUAAGAGUAGGUAAGAUACCGUGACUGUAUCUGCAGACAAGAAGAGGAAAGAAAAGCUUUGCCAGUUUGUGGAUUUAUCUUAAUUCCCUUCAGUAUAUUCAAUCUCUUUUCAAAUAAAGCUCUUUGAGAAGUACCCAGUAUUGUUGGGUUUAAUUUUUCCUACUAUUAUUGAUUCUUGAUAUUCAAGCAUUUACAUGACAGCGUAUUUUUUUCUUUUCCUUUUUUCUGUUUAUUUUUUUUUGCUAUCAUUAACAUUUCAUUUGAAAUGCAUACUCUUCUUGAAAUAUUUUGUUUUUAGCAUAAAUGUUGUGCAUUUUAUCUUAGUGUUUGGAUUAAAACAUUUGUGUUGUUGAGCUUUCUUCAUUUGCUUUGUAUAUUUAAUAAUGUAUCUUUAUUUUCCAGUAUGCCUAUUUUUUGUAUUGUACAAUAAAUUUAUUUUAAGCUGA